This is a messenger RNA of Fusarium redolens, 975 nucleotides long. RefSeq lists its product as uncharacterized. The transcript has 2 exons. Bases 191 to 880 code for a protein of 229 amino acids. The record is from RefSeq and is a predicted model, not a curated record. Lineage: Eukaryota; Fungi; Ascomycota; Sordariomycetes; Hypocreales; Nectriaceae.
ACCUCUUACACAGAUAGCUUAUAAGUCCAAGAGAUCAAGGCGGAUCAUCCUCAAGGUUUCCGCAGAUGCAGGGGUUUUUUACCUCUUGGCGCCACCCAACGAGUCCCACUCUACGACGUCAAACAUCAAAUCUUUACUGCACCUGAAUAAGCCCACGUACCCUAAACCUUGAUCACUUUCAACAUCAAAUAUGCAUUUUCAACCAGUCGAGCAAAUGAUCGACGAAGCAUAUACCGCUCGUCCUCAGGACGCACAAGCUGAUACUGCACCCGCCAAUGAUGCUCUUGACGACGUUUUUGGCUCAGGACCUUCAUCGCCCACAGAACAUCGCCAUGACGAUGAGUCAGCUACAGCACACCCCUCAGAUAUUCGCCGCUUGCAAACAGAGCACACAACUGCUGGAUACCGUGAGGGCAUUACCGUUUCAAAAGAAAGCAGUCUACAAGCUGGAUUUGACGAGGGUUUCAGUCUUGGUGCAAGCGUUGGCAUGAGAGCAGGUCAAAUUUUGGGCUUGCUCGAAGGCAUCAACGAAGCUGUCCGUGGGCUCAACGAUGCAGAUUCUUCCAAACUCGCCGAGCUCACGAAACAAGCGCACGAAGAACUAAGUACGCAAGGCUUAUUUACACCUGAAUAUUGGUCUGAAGAUGGUAACUGGAAAUAUGAGGUCACUCUAGCUGCGGGGGCCGAAGAUGUUGUGUUUUCAGAUGUGGCUGAUGCUCAUCCACUUGUCAGGAAGUGGACGAAGAUCGUGGAUGAGCAAGUCGCUUUGUGGAAGAUAGAUAGGAGCAUUUUGGAUGAUGAGACUGGGGUUAGGUUGGAGAGGGAUGAACCACUUGGUUCCGGGGCUGCACCGACAGCAAAGAAGCCAUUAGAUUGGUGAACAUAGGAGAAUCACCAUCACUGCAACGAAGGAAUACGGGGGUAUAAGUGUGCAUGGAAAAGAUUGAGACUCAAAGAUACUGCAAAACCUGAAGC